This is a messenger RNA of Cloeon dipterum, 610 nucleotides long. RefSeq names its product ubiquitin-like FUBI-ribosomal protein eS30 fusion protein. Gene Ontology annotation, cellular component: cytosolic small ribosomal subunit; ribosome. Lineage: Eukaryota; Metazoa; Arthropoda; Insecta; Ephemeroptera; Baetidae. Gene Ontology annotation, biological process: translation. The coding region runs from base 168 to 557 and encodes 129 amino acids. The record is from RefSeq and is a predicted model, not a curated record. Gene Ontology annotation, molecular function: protein binding; structural constituent of ribosome. The transcript is spliced from 2 exons.
UGGCAUGCGUAUCAUCGAUCAUUGCGCGCCUCAUUUCGUGAAACCUGAUCACGUGACCCCCUCGACCUUAUCUUUUUACUGUUUGCCACACAUGUGAAGCUGAAGGAUUCUGGCUAAAUUUGAUCGGAUUUUGCCUAAAUUUGAUAUUAUAAAAACCAGACAUAACCAUGCAGCUGUUUGUACGUGGUUUGAACACAUCCGUGCUUGAGGUUUCGGCUGAUGAGACGGUCGGCCAGAUCAAGAACAGGCUCCUGGAAGCCGAGGCUGUCGAGGGAGACCUCCUUCUGAGCUGCGAAGGCACUCCCCUGGAAGACUGUGUUACUCUCGGAAGUAUCACUUGCUCGACCUUGGACGCCAAUGUAGCUGUGAAGGGUGGAAAGGUUCACGGUUCUUUGGCUCGUGCUGGCAAGGUUAAGGGCCAGACCCCUAGAGUCGAAAAACAGGAGAAGAAGAAGAAGAAGACUGGACGCGCCAAGCGCCGCAUCCAGUAUAACAGGCGAUUUGUAAAUGUUGUUCAGGGCUUUGGCAGACGUCGUGGACCGAAUGCCAACUCAUAAUUUUUUUUGUAAUUUUGGGAAUAAUGCGGAAUAAACCUUAAAAAUACAAAUUA